Messenger RNA from Paramecium octaurelia, 2703 nucleotides. Lineage: Eukaryota; Ciliophora; Oligohymenophorea; Peniculida; Parameciidae. The record is from the annotation of a GenBank genome assembly.
AUGCUGAUAAGCGAUUUUUUGGUAGCUGCAAAACCAGGCAAAUAAAAUAAAAAGGAUAGUGAAGGAAGCCAACAAUAGCCUAAAUAGAAAAAGAAACUGAAACUAACUAAUACUGUGUUUGAACCUUCCAUUCAUAGUUUGAAGGAUUUUAAGUUCGAGGAUGAGAAUGAUCAAUAAUAAUAAAUGGAAUAAAUUGAUAAAUUAAGCAAUGCCAUCUCCUCAUAGCCCAUGCUUAAUAUUAUCAGAUUGAACACUCCAAAAACUACAACUUCGCUUAAGAAAUUAAUAGAGUAAUAAGAAGAAGAUCAAAUGACCAGACAUCUCAAAUUUAGACAGGAAGAUGUGAGUUAUCUAUUUACACUCUUGCUUAAUGAGACCAAAUCCCAAAUGAAAGAAUUGAAGGAUGAUUAUUAAAGUGAGAAUGAAUAUUUGCAAUAUUUUUUACCUCCAUUUAUAAAUGAAACCUUAGCUUAUGUUAAAAGUACAGCAGAAGACAUGGCAAAAAAGUAUAGAAGUCCCUCAUUACCACUUCCCUUAAGAUAUCAAUUGAUGAUCGAUAGAAAAAACACUAUACUUGGAAAGUAUUUAGUUUUGGAAGCAGUUGAAGGGGACUUCGAUUAAGCAGAGAAAUACACAUGGAAAAAGACAUGCAUUAGCGAAUACUUUGAGUUCAUAGCUGCCAAGAGUUACAUUGUCUAGAUAUUCAUCUAAAAUGAAAGAGAAUAUGUAAAUUUGCUAGGAAUCAUCUCUAAACAAGAAUCAAAUAGAGAUAAAAAUUUAAUUUACCUUCCAUGGAAUUAAAGAGUUAUUAACUCUCUUAAAAUACCCAAUAUUGCUGUAGAAUCUAAUAAUAACAAAUAAAACAUAUAUAAAUUGAGAUAAUCCUAUGUGCCUUUAACUUAUCCUAAUUUUGAGGAAUUGUAUCCCUAUCAAUUUUUAGUGCAUUUGAAUCCCAUUUUCUCUCCUGCCACUUAUCUGAUUGAACUCAAAGCUCUCCUCAAUAUUGGCAAAUCAAAAUACAUGAAUUGUUUGUUGUAACCAUAAAAUUACAUUGAGCCUCGCCCCUUGAUGAAAUCAGCCUAUGAAUUCGGAGUUCCUCUGUUGUAAAUCACUGAAGAGUAUCUUAAAAAUAAUAAAAAAUUCAAUCAAUCCUAAAUGAGUGCCAUCAGACACUCAACCAAUUACACACACCCCUUUACAUUGAUUAAUGGACCUCCAGGGACUGGUAAGACUUACACAUCAAUGGGCAUAAUGAAUAUUGUUAUGCAAAGAAUGAAUUAACUUAAUGAGGAUAGUAUUAUCUUAGCUUGUGGUCAUUCCAAUACAGUUAUUAAUGAUUGGGUUAGAAAAAUCAAUAAGGAAUUCUCCAAUGCAAAAGUUAUGAGAAUAGGUGUGGCUGAAAAAUCAGAUCCUGACAUUUAUGAUUAUUGUUUAGAAAUCAAAACAUAAAGGUAAUUCUUUAUGAAAUUUACUCCAGAAUAUGAAAAAAAAUCUAUUUGCGAAUUAAUUAAACCCAACAAAUAAAAGUAUGAUCAAUUGACUCUUAUUCAUAUCAAAUAAAAGAUAGCGUAGUUGAAUGAAAAGAUCUAUGACCUCAAAGAUUUUUAUGAGGAUUUAGAUCAAUAAUAACAAUUCUCUGUUGACACCGAUUUGUAUAGACUGGAAUCAUAGAAAAAGGAUCUAAGAAGAUUCUACUCCACACUCAUCUAAAUUCUUGGAUAAAACAAGGAAACCUAUAAAGAAAUGAUGCUAAAAAAUUUGCAAGGCAUUUAAAUUAUUGUCUCCACUCUAACUAGUUGUGCUUCAUCCUUGCUUGAAUAGUACAUGGAAGAUAAAUAUGUCUCCAUGUGCAUUAUCGAUGAAGCUCCUAUGUGUUUUGAACCUUCCACUCUGAUCCCGCUGUCCAAGCACAAGAUCUACAAACUAGUACUGAUUGGAGAUCAUAGACAAUUAGGCCCUGUCAUCUAUGACAACACCAAUGCUUUCGAAUACAAUUACAAUAGGAGUCUGUAUGAAAGGCUUCUACAAACUACUUAGCAAUUCAUUAUGCUCAAUGUUCAGUAUCGAUCUAUGCAAAAUCUUAGUAGAGUCACGUCUCAAUUUUUCUAUGAGGGAAAAGUGUAGGAUUCAGAAUCUGUGAGUAAGAUGCAAUUUCCAGAAUAUUUGGCAAACAAAUUGAAUAAUUCAAAUAAUUUCCUAUUUUUCGAUGUUCAUGGUGGCACAUAAUUCAACAGCAAUAAUUCACUAUUCAAUGAAUAUGAAGCUUAUGGAGUAUUCUAUUUAGUGUGUUACUUGUUAUAAGAUUAUAAUGAUCAAAAUGAAAAACCAAUAUCAAUUAUUACUCCUUAUCGGGCUUAGGUCAAACUGAUUAAAAGAUAUCUCUAUAAAUUCAACCCAAAGCUCUUGGAUUAUGUUGAAAUCGAUACCAUCGAUGCAUUUCAGGGCAAAGAAAACGAUAUCAUGAUAAUUUCACUCGUUAGGAGUGAAGGUCUUGGAUUUUUGACGGACUACAGAAGGGCUAAUGUUGCUACUUCAAGGGCUUAAUAUGGGUAAUUCAUAUUUGGAAAUUCCAAAGCUUUAUUGAAUGAGCAACGGCUAUGGAGUCCUCUUUAUUAAUAUCUUUAUUAAAGAAAAUAAAUUAAAAGUUUUGGAGACUAAGAAGCCUACGAUCCAAAUUUUUUCCAAAAUAUUUUAAAUUAGUGA